CUGAUGAGACGUGUGUGAAAUGUUUUCACUUCACAUUAAGCCCCCUGAGCAAUGUCGGAAAGAAAAAUAAGCAAAGCCCUCAGGAAGGAGCGUGAAUCUACGGUAUCUGCAGUAGAUAUCAAGUCUCUCACCUCGAGUGAAAGCACUUUUAAUUUUAGACCUUUGAAGGAAGUCGUGACCGGAAUUCUACCCAUCAGCUACGAAGAUGAAAUCGUGCAAAAGCGGACGCAAAUUCUGAGAGAUCCACUGCAGAUCUUGUUGCUGUUUCCCGACGACGAUGUUGUGGCUUUUACAAUUCCUCGGCAACAGCGGACUAUACAUUCAACAGUGCCUGGUGAUGCUCUCUCCAAAGCAUCCAACUUAUUUACAAGAGAGUGUAUCAGAUUCUACACAGCUAACUGGAGUUGCAUUGACAACAAGUAUUCAAGCUAUGGAGGAAGUUAUCUUAAACUUCCCAGGCCACCUCCAGGAAAGGGACUUGAAAGACAAGUUUUUGCAAUGGAUGUGGAGGAUCAGUUGGAUUGUGUGAAUCAGGCUGUACCAAUGAGCCCAAUGCGCGAAAAAGGGAUUUCCAAACAGGGCUUCCUUACCAAGGCCCCAUUCCAUGGUGAAAGUAACGGUACACCCGGAGCAAAGAACUUCAAGCGAAGAUGGUUUAAUUUAAAGCAAAUAUCAAACGAUGGCUCGUACGUUUUGGAAUACAAGAGGGAUGAUCUCAACACCAGUAUGGCUAGAGGGGUGCUUUAUUUAGAUGCGUGUACUCACAUUACCAAGGGAGUGAGGGGACGAAUGCACGGAUUUGAACUUCACAUUCAAGACAAACUGUAUACCUUGAUUGCUGACAGUCAGUCGGACAUGGAGUCGUGGAUUUCAGCCCUGUGCAAAGUCACUGGAAUAGAUAUGGACACGAGCAGUAAAUCUUCCGGCUUCAACUUAGUUGGUAAGGUGAAAGCACCGAAACUGCAUCAAUCUUUAAGAGAAAGUCUCAAGAGCAGCAAACAUCCAGAACUUCUUGAAUUUGCGAAGGAAACAGAAGUUUUGAACGCGAAACGAAGGAAAGAUGGACGGAAGAAACUCUUUUCGCUAGUACACGACUUGGACAACAACGGUACUUGCGUGAAUUACGACGACGCUCGAAUAGAUGCGAACGUUUUCCAACAACACUUUGGAAUGCGUUUAUUGUUAGAAUGCGAGGAACUGAAGUUUCGUCUGUUGAGAACUAUGCAUGACUGCAGCGAGGCGAACAUUGAGCCAUUCUUUUUGUCUAUUGCGUUGUUUGACGCCAAACUAGGAGCUAAGAUUUCGGAAGAUUUCCACUGUGAUCUGAAUGACGCGUCCACCGAGGAAAUGCUCCACGGCUCGGAUCUAAUUGAGAACGGUCAUGCAAAUGGGAAUGGAGUGGAUCAUCCGGCAGUGAAUAGCCGAGAAUUGGAAUAUACCUGUCCAAGAAAGGCAAUUUUCUCCAUAACAAAUCCCCACCAGGAGGUCUACUUGGUAAUUAGGAUAGAGAAAGUUUUGCAAGGAAGCAUUAGUUCUUGUGUCGAACCAUACCUCAAGUCAGGUGACACUAAAAAGAUUGCACAAAAGGCACAUAAGCUGGCCGAGAUAUGCUGUAAAAGUCUGGGACAAUAUGCAAUGCCAUUUGCUUGGGCAGCAAGGCCGUUGUUCAACGGCGACGGGGAACUGGACACAGGGGAGUCAACAUCAAUCUACAAACAGGACAGAGAAAAACUCAGCGAUGAAGAAGUGUUGAAACUGUUGUCAAACUACAGCGCCACAAAGGAAAAAUUCAAGCAGCAGACUAUUCCAGGAACGCUGCAGGUUUCUGUCAAGAAAUAUUUCGAAGGAAUACCAAACUCACUGACGUCAUCACUGGUUCCCGUGAAGCCGUGGGAUGAUUCUCUAAACGUCCGUCCCACAGUGGAAGUAGAAGAAUUCUCUGAGUCGUGUCCUGAAGCUGCACAUCCGCACAUUUUUUACGUCAACAACUUCUACGUCUAUCCUCUCUCUCUAAACUACAGCAAUCAAAAAGUCUUCUCCAAGGCAAGAAACAUUUCUGUGAAGAUUGAAUUCAGAGAUUCUGAUGAUGAAAAUGCGAAACCUCUCAAGUGUAUAUACAAGAAAAAAGGAAGCCCUGGGUUCACUACGCAUGCUUUCGCCGCCGUUGUUCAUCACUGUACAACUCCCACAUUUUACGAAGAGGUGAAAAUAAAGCUUCCGACUCAACUCACAGAGAAGCAUCAUGUGUUCUUCACAUUCCAACACAUUGCGUGUGAACAGACCAAGAGCAGCAGCGGUACAGGAUCAGUCAAGGGUAAACCUCAGCCUAUAGAGACACCAGUUGGAUACGCAUGGAUGCCAGUGCUACAGGGGUCAAUCAUGAAGACGGAAGAAAGUAAUCUUUUAGUUGGCCAAGUAGCUCCCAGCGGCUACCUUUCAGCCUACUUUGCUGGAUUGAAAAAGGCAACUGGCCCCGAUCUGAAAUGGGUCGACAAAGAGAAACCGCUGUUCAAAGUUUCCACUCGACUAGUUUCCACAGUCAACACUCUGGAUCUAGAGGUGGACAACUUUUUCCGUCAUUGUCAGAGAUUUGAUGGAUCGCCAGCCAUGGACAUUGAGAUGGUCAAACUUCUCAAGCUGCUGAACGCGGUUGCUGUAGGCACGGUGGCAAGAUUCCUGCCAGUUAUCUUCGAUCAGUUGUUUCAUAUUCUCGUUGUUACAGAAAACGAGGAUGUUUCUCUAAAUGUGGUCAGGGUGCUGAUUCGAAUCACGGCGCAACUUCACGGAGCGAACCGACUGGAAGCUUUGAAUUCUUAUGUGAAGUACGUGUUCAUCACCGACCAGCCUCUGGACAAUAAAAACACGAUUCACGAACAGCUCUCAAAAUACUUAAUGACGACGCUAAAGCCUGGCGCUGAUCCAGCGGUGGUUAACGAUCUCAUGAUGUUGUCGUGGUUUUUCUUCGAGAUCAUCGUGAAGAGUAUGGCACAGACCCUCGUGCAGUCAGACAAGUUAAAGAGAAUGAAUCGUGAGAGCUGGUUUCCAGAAAGCUACAACCGCUGUUUGGAGAAUUUCCUUCAAGCUUUUGUGCCCCAAAUCAUCAGCAGAUUAAAGGAUCAGCCUCAAAUAGCAAAGGAAGCAAAUUUCCACUUGGCUUGUUUCACUAAGGACUGUUUCACGUACUUGGACCGUGGGUUUGUCUUUCAAAUGAUCAGUUAUUAUUCUGAACAGUUCAAAGACUCUGAUACACAGCUCUUGGCGGUGUUCAUGAAUGUGAGCUCACAGAUGAUUACUGUAAGAGGUAUUUCCUUGUGGGACUACUUCUGCGGGAGGUCUCCUCUGCUCUUACACAGGGCCGACACAUCAGAAAACUUGCCAUCAGGGUGUUAAGAAACAUGCUCGUUAAACAUGAACUUGAUGACCGUUAUGAUGGAGAGCAAAAGCAAGCCCGUAUAUGCACGCUUUACCUUCCCCUACUUUCGGUCCUUAUGGAUCACGCCCCUCGUUUCCAUGGUAGCAAGUACGACUUAUCGAACCCAAUCCUCGGGCAGCAAAUGUCUCAGACCUCCUCGACGAUGACUGUUCCCAAUAGUGAAUUUGGCGCAGACUCCAAUCGUAGCUCAAGUUACUCGGCGGUAUUGAAGCAGAGUCCGAGUGAUUCACUCACUCAGCAGGCGGCUGCUCCACUUAGGGAGGCCACUCAGAUAGCUCUGCAAGUGCCACUAGAUGAGGACGAGACGAAGGAGCUCCUUCUAUGUGCGUUGUACAUCGCCAAGAACUUAGAGCAAGGUGUAAUCCUGGACUGGUGGCGCCAGAUCUUGUCUUCUACAGUCAAACGUCCUCACUGGCACCCUACAGUUCUGUAUUUGAUGCAGCAGGACAAGAACUACUGUAAAUUCGCUGCCAUUAUCGAUGUGUUUGAUUUGCUCGAACUUGCUUUAAAGCACUUUCAGUACGUUGGAGAGGAUAAAAUAACUUCUCAAAGGGAUUUUGAAUAUCUUAAAGCGAUAUGGCGUCCAUUGCAGAACACGCACAGUGAAACCGCCAAACAGUUCUUUGAGCAGAGGUACCAGGGCGGAGUCUCCAACCAAGGAAAGACGCGUCACUCCCGAGGAGCGAGCAGCGGAGGUAUAAACCUCAAUAUUGAAACUCGUGUGCUCAUGGAAGGAAAUCUUGCAAAUGAAGUAGGUCUUAUCGUUUUAGACACCAUUGAGCUGUUUUGUGGUCAUUUUAAGUUUCACUUAGAGCAAGAGGAUGGGGACAAUUUGCUGAUGAAGAAGGUUUUUGACGUGCUGCUGAGCUUUUUACAGAUUCCUCAGUCAGAGUUCAUGUUGAGACAUGUGUUUGCAAGUCUUAGAUCCUACAUUAACAAGUUUCCAGCUGCUUUGUACAAGGGAAGUGCCAGCUAUUGUGGGGAUCUUUGUCGUGAGAUUUUAAGCUGCUGCAACUCAAAAAUGGAAAGUCUACGAAACCAGGCCUGUUCGUUUCUCUACCUGUUGAUGAGAAGUAAUUUUGAAUUCAGUGGAGGACAAGCCUGCGAUCGAGUCCAUUGGCAGGUAAUCGUAGCGGUCUCCAAGUUGAUGGCGAAUGGGCUAAACCGUUCAGCUGUAAACAACUCUCUUCUGGCGCUAAAGAAGUAUGCUGAAGAGGACAAAGGAAUGAAGCACACGGCUUUUCCUGCAGAGGUAAAAGACCUAACAAAGAAGAUUCACACCGUUCUGCAGGCGACGGCGCAAAUGAAGGAACACGAUGACAUCCCAGAAGUCCUUGUUGACCUUCAAUACAGUUUGGCGAAGUCUUACUCAAGCACGCCAGAGUUGCGCGAGACCUGGUUAGAGCACAUGGCAGGCGUGCAUGAGAAUCAAAAAAAUUACUCAGAGACUGCCCACUGUUACAUUCACGCUGCUGCACUGGUCGCUGAAUAUUUAAAAAGACAAGGUGUUUAUCACGAAGGUUGUAAAGCGUUUGCCAACGUGUCGCCGAAUGUUGUAGCGGACGAAAGUGUAAUGAAAACUGAUGAAGGAAUGACAAUGGAACAGAAGUACACAAAGAUGUUCGGUGACGACGAUGGAAAGGAAUUCAUCUACAAAGAACCAAAAAUCACAGGAUUAGCGGAGAUUUCUCAACGACUGGAAGCUAUGUACUCUAAAAAACACAAAGAGAGUGUCAAACUUAUCAUGGAGUCCGCAAAGGUGCAUCCUGAAACAUUAGAUUCAAAACUGGGCUACAUCCAGAUUACCUAUGUACAGCCCUAUUUUGAUGACGAGGAACUUGAACUAAGGCCGACCAUAUUUGAACGAAACAAUAACAUCCGACGGUUUAUAUACGAGACACCGUUUACGGUAAGCGGUAAAGCUCAUGGAAACCUGACAGAGCAGUGCAAGAGAAAGACCAUCUUAACUAAAUGUAUUGAUUUCAGUGCUUGUUUACAGGUGAAUGCAGGUCCCCUGGCAUACGCUCAUGCAUUUCUAGACAAGUCGGUGUUGGCUUCGCAUCCUCAUAAACACAUUGAGAUGCUUCAGCAGGUUUACAGGGAGUUUAUCGGUUGUUGUGGAAAAGCUUUGGAACAGAAUGAUCUGUUGAUCAAGGAAGAUCAACGAAUGUAUCAAGAAGACAUGAAAGAAAAGUACGCUCAACUAAGGACGCAGUUGGCCAAGUAUAUCGGAGAUGAGGUGAUCAUAACAGUAACCUCGUCCAACAGCUUGUCAUCACUUGGAUGAGAGUUAAGCCAUUGAGUCUGAGAAGCAAUUCUUGUCACGUGAAAACGUUGGCUUGGUCAACUUAACAGCAGAGAACUAUGAGGAUGCGUUUCCAGUUUGCAGAAGAAAUCACACAAGUAUCACGCUCCUCGCAAAUGCUUGUUGUCGUUCAUUUAACCCUUUUUUUGUGGGUAUAAAUUAUUUAUGUUACACCUUAAGAUUCCACAAAAGAGGGAUUAAGUGAAACGUGAUUUGAAAAGCACUAUAAAUUGAUUGCUAGUCAAUAGAGCUGUUGUAAGAAAUUCUAUGCAAAAACAAAGUAGGAAAAUUUUUGUUAUAAUUUUGUCUUUAGAACUAAAGGUUUAAAUAGUGUUGGUGGAAAAGAAAUAUCACAUUCAAUCACCAACCACUUGAUUGGAGGCUGUAGUCUUCCUAGUAAGGUACCGUUAUAAAACGUCACGAGUAAACACAAAACUAGGAAUUAUUUACCAUAAAAAUGUUUUUGGUAUCAUUACCAAUGCCAUUGACAUGUUCAUCUUUUGCGCACCGUUACAGUUAGCGACAUAGACCGAUUCUUUUGGACCCUAUUGUUGAGCUCGUUCGUGUCGAGUGAGUUGUACAGCCGGCAAGUGCCAUGACGUUAACCAGAGUUUAAGAACAAAGCACAUGUUUGAACAUCUAUGUUCAAAACAGAAUUUAGUAUACUUGAUCAAACAACUUUUACCGUCUUUAAAUCCAGAGUGAAAAUAGUUAAAAAUAUUUUAUGAAUUAGCAGAUCCAAUCACUGAUAAAAUGUUAGUAGUUGGAAUUAUUUUUAAGGUCAUUUCAUAUUUUUUUCUUACCCACAAUAGGCCUGUUAUCUCUUAGUUUUGCUUUGUGUUUGUGUCUGUAGGCGUGUUGUUGUUGUUUUGUUUGUUUAUUUGCUAUUUUUUGUUUCUUUGUUUGUCUUCUCACGGUUGGGGGGGGACGAAUAUGGCGAGGUUAGAAAUGGAGGGGUGGAGGGGAAAGUCGAAAAGGGAGCGAAUGAAUUUUCUUCUCAAACAAGAACACCUAUAAUAUUAUGCAUAAUGACUUACUUUAAAAAUAUGAACUUGAAUUUUGCUUAAGAGUUUCAUGUAAUAAGAGAUAGAAACAUUUAGUUUUUUAUAAGAAUUCGAUCGAUAGAACUUGGGAAUGAAAUAAGUUUAUAAAAUCGAUGAAAGUUCAUUGUGGAUAGCAAGAAUGUACUUUUGAAUUUUUUCAAAAUUUCUUCAGUUUUCACUUGUUUAUUGUAUCUGGUCUUCAAUGCAACUGAGUCAUUCCUGUCCAAUUUUUAGAGUCGUUUUAUAAACAUUUGCCCUCUAACUUACAAUCUCGACUGAAACAGACUCUUGUUACAAGUAGCCUCUUACAGAUAGGAAAUAUCACUGUAAAUUUCUCCGAGAAGGAAAGUUGUACGACAUUAAAAUAUUACGUCGAUGUCUGGGCAA
This is a messenger RNA of Stylophora pistillata, 7168 nucleotides long. RefSeq names its product dedicator of cytokinesis protein 11. The record is from RefSeq and is a predicted model, not a curated record. Gene Ontology annotation, biological process: small GTPase-mediated signal transduction; positive regulation of GTPase activity. Gene Ontology annotation, molecular function: guanyl-nucleotide exchange factor activity. NCBI's taxonomy places the organism in Eukaryota, Metazoa, Cnidaria, Anthozoa, Scleractinia, Pocilloporidae.